CACUCAUCAAAACAAUGUUAAUGUAAUGCGUGACGGGGAAGGUUGUAUGUUUUCAUGAAUUUACAAAUGUUUUCUCAUAUAAAUGGCGUUAUUUAUUAAGAAUUGAAUUUUUGGAUGAUAAGAUUUCUAAAAAUGUAUCCAGAGUGUGACGCUGAGAUGACAGAAAGGACAAAAUUGGACCAGAAAUCUCGUCAGAACUGUCGGAUUAGUAUUUCAAGAUGGAGGUCGCACUUUCCACUUACAUAUUAUGUGUUCUUGUGCAGUAUGUUAAUUUUACAGAAUGUGAUUUUUGUAAGUUGUGAAAACGCCAUAUAUACAGCUAAAGUCAAUGUUACUUAUUACGAUGAUAUAAGGAACAGUAAAUCGUCUGUGUUGGAGAUGGGGGUGUUCGGAAACGAUGCAACUUCACGGGUACACACAGCGCCUGGGCUUUUGGUGCAUGUACGUACAGUGGAUAAUAAAACAGAUGCAUGUAAAACAAUAACAAAUGCCCCCAAUAAUAUGCGAUGGGUGGCCUUGGUUCAGAGAGGGAUAUGCACUCUGCCACAGAAAGUUCAGACAUGUUGGAAAGCAAAUGCAUCAGCAGUUAUCAUAUAUGACAACGAGGAACCCAAGUCUACUAGAGACUACUCGACAUAUAACUUGAAAGGUAACAUAUUGGCUAUCUUUGUCACCAAACCAGAGGGACAGGAGCUACUGGAUAUCCUGAAAAAACACAAAGUUGUAAAUGUGCAGAUUUUUGAGGGCCAUUUAAAGAAUGUGAACACCAAUACAGAUCCGUCAACCCCUACCAACAUCAGCAAGACCUCAGUCAUGUUCGUCUCAAUCUCUUUUGUGGUUCUCAUGAUCAUUUCCCUGGCUUGGCUUGUCUUCUAUUACAUUCAACGAUUCCGAUAUGCACAUGCCAAAGAAAGACUUUCAAGACGUCUAGCCAGCGCUGCCAAAAAAGCCAUUGCCAAGAUUCCCCAGAGAACACUCAAAGGAGGCGACAAGGAAUUGGAUCCUGAGUUUGAUCAGUGUGCAGUGUGUAUUGAAGGAUACAAGACUUCAGAUGUUGUUAGAACAUUGCCAUGCAAACACAUUUUUCACAAGUCCUGUGUAGAUCCAUGGUUAUUAGAUCAAAGAAGCUGUCCAAUGUGUAAGCUGGAUAUAUUGAGGGCGUACGGGAUGCAUGUAAGUCAUUUGAACAGCAGCCAAGAAUCUGUGCAUGCUGAGCCUGAUAGUAAUGAACUAACAGCUUCUGGACUGGAUGGGGAUCCCAUCAUGAUAUCUCCCGAGGACCACCACCACCUCCACCACAGAGAGGGAGUGGAGGUCUUGUUGAUAAGUCAUCCAUCAGUGCACUAUCAUGGAUCAGAUACUUUCUGUGAUGACAAUGGAGAGCAUGAAGCUCUUACUGAGCCUUCCUCUCCUACUGAGAGUGAACAUGAAGUCAUAGACAUAGAUCCGGACUCGGACAGUGAAAAUGAGUGCUCAGAAAGAAACUCCUUAAUGUCAGGAGAAAAGUCACGAUCCUAUGAUAAACUGAGAAGAUCAUCAAGUCUUCAUGACACUAGUGAUGUUUAGAGGUUGAUCAGUAAGAAGCAAACCUUGCGUCACAAUACCAAAGAACAAAAGAGGGUAGAUUAAAACAGAAGAGGCCAAAGAAAAAAGACAGAGGCUAUCUUAGAAACAUGUAUCUGUAUUGAAAUCUCAUUCAUCUUGCUUUGUAUAAAUACCUGUUUUUGCAUUGAAUCAUAUUUCCAUUGUAGGAUCUCUCAUAGGUACAAAGCAUGGAACUGGUUGUUAGUGGAGCUUAAAUGAACACAGUUUCCAAUUCUUACAUGAUUUUUUUUUUUAUAAUUGAGGUUUAAAUCAGCAUCAAAUGUCUUGCUUACAAACAUGAUUAAUAUUUGGUGAUUUUGAUAUAUUUUUCAUAGUAAGUUAACUUCAAUGUCUAUUUUACUCAUUUGAUAAAUUGUAUGUUUUAAUUAUUGGUAGGCAAGCCAAUGCAUCAAUAGAUAAAUAUAUAUUAAUGUUGUCUCUGCUUAUUGCAGUGUUUAUAAUGCAUAUAGUCACAGUUCACUCACUGUACAUGUACCAACCAAGUUAAUUCACAUAUUGUGAAAUUAAGCAUUGUAAUUCUCUGUAAUAUAUUAGUGUGUGUAAAUAUGUUGUGAUGCUGAAAGAGUGUGUAUGUAGAGAUGCAGUUGAUUUCAAAGUAAGGAAUUGGGUCAUCUCUUAGAUUGACAUUUCAAUAUUAAAGUCAUUAGAACAUCCUUGAUUAUUUAGGACACCUCAUGCAGUGUUUUUCUUAUUUGCAUACCAGAUCAUGUCAAAGCAGCAUGAAUUGAAUUACAUACUGUUUCUGUACAUUUUAAGUGAAAUAUUUCAUUACUUUUUGACAAAGUCACUCCAUGGAAAUAAUGUAUAAAAUCUGGAAAGAAUAAUACAUGUAAUGAAAAAUGUAUAUAUACAGUAUAUAUUAAGUUAGCAAUAUCUUGCAUGAGAUGUCUUGAAAGGAUGGAGAAUUUGAGACGGGGAAGAAUCAGGACAAGUUCAGACUGAGUGGAGUAAAGUGAAAGUGGAGAAUGAAGUGAAAGUGCAGUCUAGUAAAAGUGAAAGUGGAGCAUAAUUGAAGUGAAAGUGGGAGCAAGGCUCCAGAUUAUGUGUUGUUGGUAAUCUGUGUUGCUCUUGUUCAACAGGAUAUUAUUUGAAUGUUACUUAUUUAUGUUGCUGUGCUACAUUUGAAAUUAUUUCCCACAUAUAGUGUAGCCCUGCAAACAACGAAUUUAAGUCAGUUGUGCUAAUGUUAUGUAGGUUUAUUGCAUGCUGGCUAUCAUAUGGAAAUAUGUUGCACUUGUUAUCAGCUCUUCACGAAAUAGCAUCAAAUCCUUCUUUAGAAUUAAGAUUAGACAUUAAGAAAUUGGAAGUGUUUUAAUUGUUUUAUUCAUAAAAAGAUUUUUCUUGGUAUUAUUUAUGAAAAUUGCAUUGAAGAUUUGA
Molecule: messenger RNA, 2982 nt
Organism: Saccostrea echinata
Lineage: Eukaryota; Metazoa; Mollusca; Bivalvia; Ostreida; Ostreidae
Product: RING finger protein 150-like
Exons: 6
Coding region: 115-1566 (483 amino acids)
Source: RefSeq, a predicted model, not a curated record